Cannabis sativa is the source of this 2449-nucleotide messenger RNA. RefSeq names its product synaptonemal complex protein 1. NCBI's taxonomy places the organism in Eukaryota, Viridiplantae, Streptophyta, Magnoliopsida, Rosales, Cannabaceae. Bases 431 to 1840 code for a protein of 469 amino acids. The transcript is spliced from 7 exons. The record is from RefSeq and is a predicted model, not a curated record.
UAACCAAAAUAAACUAAACUAAAAGAGGAAUAGGAAUAGAGAAAGUGACCCAAAGUCUCCUUUUCUCUCGCUCAAGAAAAAAGAUCUUGAACUGGUUGGUGCUGCUCUCAGAUUUUACUGCAACUUCGUGCAUUUUUCCGGUACAUAUUUCUCUUGUCUUGUAUGUGUUUAAUUAAUGGAUUUUCGUUUCCUUGAAUUGGGUUUCACUCUUUCGAAUCGGGUUUUCUUCGAACAUUUUUCUAUUUCUCAAAUUUCUGUGUCUCAUCUUCUUGUGGCUUUGUUAUUGUCGUAAGGUCAGGUCACCUACUUCGAAUUCUUUUGCUGUCUUCUUGGCCCUUUGUUUGGUUGGUCAGGAAUUUUUUUUUAAUAGAAGUGAAAUUCUUCAGCUUUGUUCUAUGGUCCUCGUGGCCAAUUAGGGGAAACGGCAUUUAUGAUCAUGAGUACUGUAUGUUGCGAUAGUUAUGUUUGGUGUCUUGUUCUACAAAUGCUACUGUUAUCUCUUCAAUUUAUAGUAGUUUUUAUUGAUGGGAUUCUUGAGUUUGUUUUUAAACGCAGGUAUCCAUUGAAUGGGCACAUUUGGUUAAGAUUUUGUUUUUUUUAUCUCACACAAAUGUCUAGCCACAGCAGAAGUCAAAGUGAAAGCGCUUUCGAUGUUGAAGAACUAUUAGAGAUUGGAGCAAGAUGUAGAGAGCUAAGAAAGGAGAAAGACAUGUUGAAAGAGUCGCAAUCACAAAGCUUUGAAUUAAUCAGGCUACUAGAAAAUCAUGUGACAUCAUUAUCGACAGGCCGUACAGAGGACAAGAAGCAUAUUGAAACUUUAGAGAAAGAGCUCAUGAACUGCUCUCAAGAAAUUGAUUACCUACAAGAUCAUCUAAAUGCUAGAAACACUGAGGUAGAUUGUCUAGAAGAGCAUAUACGCUACCUUGAAUUGAAAUUAGCAGACAUGGAGACUUUACAGAAGAUAGUCGAGAGGUUAAGAGAGGAACUGAAGAAGUCCAGUUCAGAGUGCUUGUUCUUGAUUCAGGAGCUAGAAAACAAAGAAGUGGAAUUACAUAAUUCAUCUUUGUGCAUAGAAAAUCUACGGGAGUCGGUUUCAUCUAUAACAUUAGACUCCCAAUGUGAAAUAGAGAGCAUGAAGCUAGAUAUUGUGGCCUUGGAGCAGAAUUACUUUGAAGCUGAGAAAGUACGGAAAGAAGCUCUCCAAGAAAAAGCUAGAACAACUCAGUUGAUCCGAGAGCUUGAGGGUCAAUUUCAAGAUGCUCAGAAAGUUAUUGAACACCUAGAAUGGGAAAAUGAAGAGCUACGGGAAAAGCUCAAGACAUCAGAUACAAAUUUUAGGACAUUUUCGCAAAAGCUUGAAAAGCGGUUUGCAAAGGAUGCUUCACAACUCAAUGUAAAACCAUUGUUUGAUGAACUAGAGAGCAAAUUCACUUUGUCAGAAGAAAUGAGCACUUGUGAAGAAAUCAUAAGCUCACUGGUUUCAAAGUUUGAAAUGCUUUUGGGGCCAAACGAAGAUAUUAUGGACAAAAUGCAAACAAUGGCAAAGCAAAUUGAAGAAUAUGAGCUUAUGGUCGAGCAACUAAAGGAAGAGCUGAGAGAAGAAAAGUUGAAAGCAAAAGAUGAAGCAGAGGAUUUAGCUCAAGAAAUGGCUGAACUUAGGUACCAUAUUACCGGCUUGUUAGAAGAAGAGCGUGAACGCCGUGCUUGCAUUGAACAGGCAUCUCUACAUAGAAUUGCUGAAUUAGAGGCACAGGUACACUGGUACAGGUUAAAAAAGUACAAGGAAGAACCUUGGAUGCAAUCAAGCAUCUUGAUGGAGCAUAGGAUAGGAGUGUGGUGAUAUUUCAAUGCGAGUAAAGUUUCAUGCCAAAUGUGAAGAAAUCAAUUGAUAAAUUUUGGAGAACCUAUUCGAGUUGGUAUUUGUGAAGGUUUUUUGGAUUAUGCAUUAUAAAUUGCCAUAGUCGCCUUGUACAUUCCAUGGGAUAGAAGCUAAUUUGCUGGAAUUAUAGCUCAGGGUUGGAGUAUCCAUGAGGGAAAGCUGACUGCUAGACAAUGGAAUAUGCAGCAACAUACUGCAGAAUGAAGGGGCUGUGAUACUGGUUUUUAUAGCUUUAAGGUUCUUUUUCUCUCUGAUUAAAUGUGUUGAUUGAGCAAUUGAGUCGAUUUUUGAACAUUCACUUUUGAAGCAACGCUCUGCCCUCUCAAGGUUGGGUCAAGUAGUUGGAUGGAUGAGUGUGUGUGAGGGUGCCCUAGGUUCAUGUCCAAAGUGUAUCUUAUUUUGUAGGAAACAUAUAAAAUAAAGAAAUUAUCUCGAGCAAGGGGUUGUGUGCGUUAAAUAUAUUUGUUAAUUUGUGUAUGUAUUGGAACAUGGUUAUAAAAUUAUAUUUGCCUCCAUUUUUUAGUCAUACAUGAUGUAGAAUAAAGUUAAUGAAAUAAUUUUUGAGUACAA